ACCAUUCAAAGCCCCCCCUUCCUCGCGUGUUUUUCCCUAACCCACCUGCCCUCUCCGCCGCCCUUCCCCAUUUUUACUACGUUUUUGAGGGGGUGGAGAUCACGCCAUUGAGGUUGUCCGUCGUUCUCUUCCGUUUUGCGAACUCGCCUUUUUGCGGAAUCUCUUUGAAACGCAAGCUGUCUGAAGAUCACGAUUGAAGGAGGGUCCGGUUGUUUCUGUCGCGUCCGUUGGAAGUCACCAUGUGGGAUCAGUAUGGUGGGCAUCAGCAGGCGGUGGGUUAUGGGGACCAGAAGACGACAUUAUGGAUGGGUGAUUUGGAACCUUGGAUGGACGAGAAUUAUAUUAGGCAGCUUUGGAUGUCUUUGGGAGAGACAGUGAACGUGAAGAUGAUCAGAGACAAGAUCACCGGAGGAAAUGCGGGAUAUUGUUUCGUAGACUUCAUGAAUAACGGUGCUGCUGUUAAGCAAUUGAAUAGCGUCAACGGAACAUUGAUUCCAGGAACAACUCGGAUCUUCAAGCUGAAUUGGGCGUCUGGCGGAGGGAGUGAUGACAGGGGACCAGAAUACUCAAUUUUUGUGGGUGAUUUGGGGCCGGAGGUGACAGAUUUCAUGCUGCUGUCAACGUUUCAAGGUAGGUAUAUGACCUGUAAGUCUGCAAAAGUCGUAACCGAUCCGAGUACCGGCAUGUCACGAGGAUAUGGAUUUGUCCGAUUUGCCGAUGAAUUGGAGCAGCAGCGGGCUAUGGCAGAGAUGCAAGGGCAAUAUUGUGGGUCCCGUCCCAUGCGUAUUUCGCCGGCCACCCCGAAAAACCGGCCUGUAGGGGCUGAACCUCGAAUGGCGCAACCCAUGCAAAUGCCGCAGCAGGCCUAUUACCAGCCUCCUCCACAGCAGCCGCAAGUACAGCCAGUUCAACCAUAUAAUCAAUUCAAUGAUCCAACCAAUACGACCGUCUUUGUUGGCGGUCUCAACACGCAAAUAACCGAUGAAGAACUAAGGAGCUUCUUUGCUCCAUUUGGUGAGAUUAUUUACACUAAAAUUCCCCCCGGAAAGCAAUGUGGAUUUGUGCAGUUCGUGCACAGGCAAAGUGCCGAGCUAGCCAUUCAGCAAAUGAACGGGUUUAUGAUUGGAGGCUCUCGAGUCCGAUUAUCGUGGGGUCGAUCGCAAGCAGCUGCUAAAGGUGACUAUCGACCUCAAGUUGGACCGUACGGUCAACCAAUGGCGAUGCCAGCAUCUCCGUACGGUGCGCCGGUCGCUCCGUAUGGUGGUGCAGCGCCUCAUGUCAUGGGCGGGCCAACUGGCACCGCAUCUCAAUUGACAGAAGAUCCGCUGCAACCUGUUCCUGUGGAGCGAUCUAAUGAGAACUACGUUUCGCAACAGGAGGAGCUCCUUGAACGGACUGAUCUUGAUAACGGAUGGAGACAGCAAGUGUAUGCACAGUGAGCGCGGGUUUCUCCGCGAUAAUGCUAAUGGCAACUCCACGUGAACUGGGACUGUUUCCUAAUUUCGGCGCUUUGCCAUGGACGUGGGGUCAAGGUCUGGUCUUUUUGAUUUUUGUCACUCGUAUUUAGUGCAUCAGCUUUCUUUUUUCUGUUGUGUUUUUUUCGGGGAGGUCAUUGUCCUCUAUUGUAUUAUACAGCCAUGAGAUGCAAUAAUAUGGGUGCUAUUUCCAA
Spizellomyces punctatus DAOM BR117 is the source of this 1669-nucleotide messenger RNA. RefSeq lists its product as uncharacterized. Lineage: Eukaryota; Fungi; Chytridiomycota; Chytridiomycetes; Spizellomycetales; Spizellomycetaceae. Gene Ontology annotation, molecular function: mRNA binding. The coding region runs from base 240 to 1439 and encodes 399 amino acids. The record is from RefSeq and is a predicted model, not a curated record. The transcript is spliced from 8 exons. Gene Ontology annotation, biological process: mRNA splice site recognition. Gene Ontology annotation, cellular component: cytosol.